This is a messenger RNA of Candoia aspera, 1683 nucleotides long. RefSeq names its product solute carrier family 2, facilitated glucose transporter member 11-like. Gene Ontology annotation, biological process: monosaccharide transmembrane transport. Gene Ontology annotation, molecular function: hexose transmembrane transporter activity. The transcript is spliced from 14 exons. Gene Ontology annotation, cellular component: plasma membrane. Lineage: Eukaryota; Metazoa; Chordata; Lepidosauria; Squamata; Candoiidae. Bases 1 to 1683 code for a protein of 560 amino acids. The record is from RefSeq and is a predicted model, not a curated record.
AUGGCCUGCUGCACCCAGAAAAGAGUUCGUUCCCUGGUGGCCCUGCAGACACAUGGGCUUCAAAGCAAGAUCCUGAUCCUGACCGUCUGUGCGGCUGGGAUUGGAGGCACUUUCCAGUACGGCUACAACCUCACCAUCAUCAACGCCCCCACCGCAUUCAUCCAGACCUUUAUUAACAAAACCUGGCUGGAUCGCACUGGGACUGCCUUGGAGGGAAAGAUGAUCACCCUGAUCUGGUCCUUCAUUGUCUCCGUGUAUCCUCUGGGGGGGCUGGUCGGAGCACUGAUUGCUGGUCCCCUGGCCGUGAAGAUGGGCAGGAAGAAAUCUUUGCUGCUGAACAAUGGAUUUGUUGCCCUUGCUGCGUUGCUGGUGGGAUUCAGCCGGAUGGCAAACUCCUUCGAAAUGAUCUUGCUGAGCAGAUUUUUUGCUGGAAUCAAUUCUGGAGUGGCCAUGAACAUCCAGCCUAUGUACUUGGGGGAAAGCGCACCCAAGGAGCUCCGGGGAGCCGUGGCCUUGACUUCUGCAUCCUUUACAGCCCUUGGCCUGGUGCUUGGCCAGGUGGCUGGACUCAGGGAAAUAUUGGGAGCGGAAGAAAGCUGGCCUAUUCUUCUAGCCAGCAACAUGGUGCCUGGGCUGGUCCAGUUGGUGCUUCUGCCCUGGGCUCCAGAAAGCCCCCGCUAUCUAUUGAUUGACCAAGGAGAUAAAGAAUCAUGCAUCUGUGCCUUGCAGCGACUGAGGGGCAACAGGGACCUGAGCAGUGAGAUGAAAGAAAUACUGGCCGAACAGGCAGCCCUCCAGGGGCAGGUGGCCAAGGCACCCUGGGAGCUGUUUGGGAACCCAGCAGUGAGGUGGCAGCUUAUCACCAUUGUGGUGCUCAGCAGUGCCAUGCAGCUCUGUGGCAACGAUUCAAUGUACUUCUACGCUUCUUAUGUUUUCCAAGAGGCAGGGAUUCCAUAUGACAAGAUCCAGUACAGCGUUAUUGGCACCGGAAGUUGUGAGCUAGUCAUGUCCAUGACCUGUAAUCUCCUCAUUGAGUACGUUGGACGACGGGUGCUGCUGAUCGGGGGCUACAGCCUCAUGGCCGUGUGGGCCAUCCUCUUCAUGGUAGCAUUAUCUCUGCAGGAUCAACUCAGCUGGAUGCCUUAUUUCAGCAUGGUCUGCAUCUUUGCCUGUAUCCUGAGCUUUGGCAUUGGUCCAGCUGGCGUGACAGGAAUUAUACCCACGGAGAUUUUUGAUCAGGUCUCCCGCCCGGCUGCUUACUCAAUCAGUGGUUCUCUCCUGUGGAUCAACUUAUUUCUGGUGGGCCUGGCAUUCCCUUUUGUUGUGGAAAGCCUUGGGUAUUACUGCUAUCUUCCAUUCUCCGCAGUCUGUGUGUCUACUGCUCUCUACGCCUGUUUUUUCCUCCCUGAGACAAAAGGAAAGAGCUUCCUGGAAAUCUCAGAAGAGUUCAUUAAGCGUAACUUCAGAGCUCAGCCAUGGAAGAUCUUGGAGAAUGUGCUGGCCCCAGAGGAUGCCUUGGUGGAUGACAUUGAAAGGGGCCAAGAGAGCCAGGAGGACAAGGAUGGAGGCACCCCCCCGACCCCCAGCCCCGCCCAGUCUGCAGAGCUUACCCCCAAACACAACCAGUGUCAUAAAUGUGCCACAACCCAGCCUAAAUCCCAGAAAAAAGGGGGGUUUGAAUAA